Molecule: messenger RNA, 2038 nt
Organism: Saccoglossus kowalevskii
Lineage: Eukaryota; Metazoa; Hemichordata; Enteropneusta; Harrimaniidae
Source: RefSeq, a predicted model, not a curated record
GCGGAGUAAACGAGCCCCGUUUGUAAUCAUGAGCGAAGUAACUUUUUCCGCGGAGCAACCGGGUCAGAACCAAGAAUUCAACGUCGAUAACAGUGCGGGUGAUGAAAUACACCCAAUGCCGAUGUUACUGGAAGUAAAAAUUGAUGAGCAGCCACAGAAUGAAAGAGUCCUGAUGGGUGAUUCAGAGUUCAUAGAUGCGUUGCCCAAACAGAGCUGUCAGAUUUCAAGUACAGAGUGUUUAUCAAGCAUGGCUGAGUUAAUGUCAACUAACCCAAACCAGAAUCUAACUGUCAACAUGGGAGGUGAGCUUACGUACUCAACAGCUGAAGAAAGCAGUGAAGUUUCAAGUACUACCGUGUCAAAGAGUCUAAUCAGCCAAUCAUGCGAGUUUCCAAGCCAAUCAGUCAUAACAAUGACUAACAGUCCAUCACAAUCCCAGGAAACGGUAACCUUGACAACCAUCAACCAAUCAGAUGUGGAAGAAGUGAGUCUGACAGGGGUCGGUCAGUCUCAUCUAUUCCAGAAUCCGCUACCAGUGAAUCGACACCUUUCUACACAGUCGUUUAUCCCAGACAGUACUCAAGCUAUUAUUACUGUAAAUGCGGAUAACGUAACUUGCAUGGAACAGGUUGGAUCUAGUGGGACGGAUAGUUUGCAGAUGACUGGUGAGCUAAAAAUUGCAGAUAGUACUAUCUCCGAGGAUGGGAAUCCAGUUAAUGCUCAUAGUAUUAUCAUACAUGACACGUACAUCACUUCUGAAGCUAUCGUGGAUCAAAGUGGGCAGGCUGAAGAACCAACAGCUAAGAAGACGAAGAAAGAAUUCAUAUGUAAUGUUUGUCAGAAGAGCUAUAGCACUCAUAGUUCAUUAAAGGUUCACUUGAUGUCACAUGUCGGAGCCAGGCCAUUCAAAUGUGAUCUCUGCAGUGCUACUUUUAAUCGUAUGGGAAACUAUACUAGACAUAGAUUGAUACAUACAGUUAAUACAAAUAAUGAUCACAGAUAUAAGUGUGAGUUUUGUGAACGUAAAUUUCUCCAGAAGUGUGAUUUGAAGAGACAUGUACAUAUUCAUGAUGGUAGCCAACCUUACCGGUGUCAGCUGUGUGCUAAGGGGUUUAUCAGGAAGUCUGAUCUCACUGUUCAUAUUCGAUUUCAUACUAAAGAGAAACCUUUUCAAUGCCAUGUAUGUAUGACAGCAUUUUUUCAAUCAGGGGAUUUAAAUCGACACUUGCGAAGUGUGCAUUCCAGUGUUGAAAGUUUAAAAUGUGGAUACUGUAAUGGGAAAUACGCCAAAGAAGCUACGUUGAUUAGACAUAUGCAGACAGCACAUCAUGAUAUUCUGCAGUCAGUAGCUACAGUGUUGAAGAAAAAACCAGCAAGUUCAACUAAAGUGUCAGAAGCUCCUGUUGCUGGCUGUAGUGGGGAAAACCAAUCUUCAUUGGAGGAAACAUCCAAAAAACAAACGGAAAAUGAAGAGCUUCAAAGUGUAUCUGACUCGGUGGAGCCCGGCACUAUUACUAAUGAGGAUGAAAGCAAAUAGAUUCUCUCUUCCUCAGUCAUGAUAAAACAAUUAUAGUUAAGAUAUUUAUUUUUGUAUCCAUUAAUAAAUAUUCAACCAAUUUUUUGCACGAGAAAUCAAGUGUCAAGCAUGCUGAGGAAUCAAUACUUGUGAUGUCAGCCAUUUUGUAUUUUCCAGUGUAUAGUUGAAAAGUAUUGCAUCAAACUUGAGUCAAUGUCUGAUUGGCUACCCAGCCCAGAUGUUCAGACCAAUCAGAGAGCAGCUUAUUUGAAAGGUUUUUUUAGACGUAUCAAUUUCUGCCUUGUACCGGUAUAUAUGCUUUGACUCAACUGUCAAACUAGGACUUUAAUAAUUGUUAGCAACCUUUUAUACAAUUCCAUUGUGAAACAACCAUCAGUGUUAUUGCUAACAAUUACAGUACUGUAAAAUACUUUAUUUUCGCUGAAGGAAUGAUCUGUGAAAAUAAAAUCCAGUGAAUAUACCUUUUUUUCUAUAUUUUACACAUUCAACUUGUCAAAAAUA